CACCUCAUCGAAACGAAAAAUACUUUACCGACCCCGAAAAAUUUAUACCAGAGAGGUUUAUCAAUGAUGGUAGUGACGGAAAAAAUAUCUUCAAAAAAGCGUUUUAUCCAUGGGGUGGUGGACUACACAUUUGCCCUGCGAGAAAUAUCGGACUCGCUAUUGUAAAGAUGCUACUGAUUCUGUUGUAUCGUAAUUACGAGGUUAAAUUGGUUAAUGCUACAAACUUACCAUGA
This is a messenger RNA of Ambispora leptoticha, 233 nucleotides long. Lineage: Eukaryota; Fungi; Glomeromycota; Glomeromycetes; Archaeosporales; Ambisporaceae. The record is from the annotation of a GenBank genome assembly.